Messenger RNA from Musa acuminata AAA Group (dessert banana), 2143 nucleotides. Its product is annotated as 3-dehydrosphinganine reductase TSC10A. Gene Ontology annotation, molecular function: 3-dehydrosphinganine reductase activity. Lineage: Eukaryota; Viridiplantae; Streptophyta; Magnoliopsida; Zingiberales; Musaceae. The coding region runs from base 823 to 1965 and encodes 380 amino acids. Gene Ontology annotation, cellular component: endoplasmic reticulum membrane. The transcript has 4 exons. The record is from RefSeq and is a predicted model, not a curated record. Gene Ontology annotation, biological process: sphingolipid biosynthetic process.
UUUUCGGAGCAAACAUGGGAUCUCGAUGGAUCCUGUUCUUUAGGUGAGGAGACCCUUGUUGGAGAAGCAGGUCACGUGCAAAGCUUCGUUCCAAACCCCCCCCUCUCCAUCUCUGCACGUGCUCCUCUUCUCCAACAUGGAUUCCUCACCUCUCCCCUGCACCUUUUCUCUCUGUGUCAAUGUCAUUGGAACUCGACAGCACGCAGUGCUCUCUCCCUCUCAUUAAAAUUGUUGAUGUUGUGUUUUGGUCGGAGGCGGCGGCGGCGGCUAUCGUCGAGCUAAUGUUGCUAAUGCAUGCCCGCUCGAUUCUCUGCUUCGGCAACUCAUGAAGGUGCCAACUUUCCGACGUAUUCUCUAACAGGAUAAUAUUUCUUAUAUUUAUCGAUUAUUUGUCAUCAAUUCUGCUUAUGUUGCAUGGACUCAAUAGUCUGAACUAAAUUCUGUUAUUUAUCGAAUUUAGGAAUAACAUAUCAAAUAAAUUAACAAUCUUAUUGCAAUCAAACUUCUGUUCCUCUUUGACUUGAAAGGGAGUAAGAAUGUGACUGACUUGACUUUUUUGGUUCGGCUUUCAUAUUGGAAGUCAUACCUUUGAGGCGGGUUCAGGACCGAAUCCUUCCCUCCCACCCCACCAAUCAUCUCUUCUCCGUUCCAAUUUGAUGUGGUCAAAGUUCCUGAGCCUGUCAGAUCUAGUCAAACUGCAUUACCAUUUAAUUGUGAUGGUCAGAGAGUGAGUGUUGGAUACGUUAUGAAUAGAAGAUUACCGGUCUUCUAUGGUGGGCUCGACUCGACCCACCCGAUUGUAUUAGAACCGUUGAUCUUUGGAUGUCAGGACUCAUCCAUCGGCUCAGCCACUCCCAUUCGCUCGUCCUACUUGUAUAUAUACAUAUUGCUCCGUCUCAAGAAUACCGUUGGAUCGGAGUGCACAGAGCUCAGAAACAAGCUCCGUCUCUUCGUGCCGUCCCAAUUCUGUUCUCCCAACACUCGAUGGCCUCUCCUCUGCUCCUCCUCCCCGUCUUGAUGGCUCCCGUCGUCUUCGCCGCCGUCCUCGCCUUCCUAGUACGCCCACGCCCCGUGCGCGUUCCCAUCAAGGGCCGCCAUGUCUUCAUCACCGGGGGUUCCAGCGGCAUCGGCCUCGCCCUCGCCCGCCUCGCUGCCGCGGAGGGCGCCCACGUCUCCAUCCUUGCUCGUAGAGCCGCCCAACUCCAGGAGGCCCGCGACGCCAUCCGCCUCGCAACCGGCCUCGACGUUGCCAUAUUCAGUGCCGACGUUCGGGACGCCGACGCCGUCGCGAAGGCGGUGGAGGCGGCCGGGCCCGUCGACGUACUGGUGUGCAACCACGGCGUAUUCACGCCGCAAGAGCUCGAGAAACAGGAUUUGGAGGAAGUGCGGUUCAUGGUGGAGGUCAAUCUUAUGGGUACCUUCAACCUCAUCAAGGCUGCGCUGCCUACCAUGAAGCAGAGAACCAAGGUCACGGGACUCCCUGCUUCCAUCGCCAUCAUGUCCUCUCAGGCCGGCCAGGUGGGUGUCUACGGUUACACAGCGUACUCCGCUAGCAAAUUCGCACUUCGCGGCUUGGCGGAGGCUCUGCAGCAUGAGGUCAUUGCUGACGACAUUCAUGUGUCCAUGAUAUUUCCUCCGGAUACAGAGACUCCAGGUUUUGCCGAAGAGCACAGGAGGCGGCCAGAUCUCACCAAUAUCAUAGCAGGGUCUUCUGGUGGUAUGAAGGCCGAUGAUGUCGCUAAAAAAGCUUUAGAUGGCAUCAAAUCUUCAAGGUUUAUUGUUCCCUGCAACUUCGAGGGGACUAUGCUAUCUAUAGCAACAGCUGGUUUGUCCCCACAGAGCUCAUUCUUGACUGCAUUAGCUGAGGUGCUUGGUGCCGGAUUCAUGCGCUUCAUGGGUUUAUGUUUCCAGUGGAAUUGGUUUAGUAGUAUCGAAAACUGGCAUUCCAAAAAGAAGGGCUUGUAAUAAGCACCACCAUUUUGGAGAAAAUAAGGUGGUCCCCUUUCACAGCUCAAAUUUACUUCUCAAGCAAUCCUAUUGUACGAAUAAGCUUAAGCCUUUAGGUUUAUGCUCUUUCUUGGUUACCUGUUUAUUUACUAAUUGGUUUAUGUGACAAUCUGCGCAUGAAUUGUUGUCGGAGCAA